This is a messenger RNA of Xiphophorus maculatus (southern platyfish), 1284 nucleotides long. Its product is annotated as gastrula zinc finger protein XlCGF57.1-like. The transcript has a single exon. The record is from RefSeq and is a predicted model, not a curated record. NCBI's taxonomy places the organism in Eukaryota, Metazoa, Chordata, Actinopteri, Cyprinodontiformes, Poeciliidae. The annotation marks the transcript as partial.
AUGAGAACUCAUACGGGUCAAAAGCCGUUUUCAUGUGUGACCUGUGGAAAAUGUUUUAGUCAUAAACGGGAUUUAACUCGGCACAUGAUGAUUCACACUGGUGAAAAGCCGUUUUCAUGUGUGACCUGUGGAAAAAGUUUUAUUCGAAAACAGCAUUUAACUGGACACAUGAGAACUCAUACAGGUGAAAAGCCGUUUUCAUGUGUGACCUGUGGAAAAAGUUUUGGUUAUAAACUGGCUUUAACUCGGCACAUGAUGAUUCACACUGGUGAAAAGCCGUUUUCAUGUGUGAACUGUGGAAAAAGUUUCGGUUAUAAACUGGCUUUAACUCAGCACAUGAUGAUUCACACUGGUGAAAAGCCGUUUUCAUGUGUGACCUGUGGAAAAACUUUUAUUCGAAAACCGGAUUUAACUCAGCACAUGAUGAUUCACACUGGUGAAAAGCCGUUUUCAUGUGUGACCUGUGGAAAAACUUUUAUUCGAAAACCGCAUUUAACUAAGCACAUGAUGAUUCACACUGGUGAAAAGCCGUUUUCAUGUGUGACCUGUGGAAAAAGUUUUGGUUAUAAACCAGCUUUAACUCAGCACAUGAUGAUUCACACUGGUGAAAAGCCGUUUUCAUGUGUGAAGUGUGGAAAAUGUUUUAGUCAUAAACCGACUUUAACUCAGCACAUGAGGAUUCACACAGGUGAAAAGCCGUUUUCAUGCGUGACCUGUGGAGAAAGUUUUAUUCGAAAAGGGGAUUUAACUCAGCACAUGAGGAUUCACACAGGUGAAAAGCCGUUUUCAUGUGUGACCUGUGGAAAAAGUUUUAUUCAAAAACAGCAUUUAACUGGACACAUGAGAACUCAUACAGGUGAAAAGCCGUUUUCAUGUGUGAACUGUGGAAAAAGUUUCGGUUAUAAACUGGCUUUAACUCAGCACAUGAUGAUUCACACUGGUGAAAAGCCGUUUUCAUGUGUGAACUGUGGAAAAAGUUUCGGUUAUAAACUGGCUUUAACUCAGCACAUGAUGAUUCACACUGGUGAAAAGCCGUUUUCAUGUGUGACCUGUGGAAAAACUUUUAUUCGAAAACCGGAUUUAACUCAGCACAUGAUGAUUCACACUGGUGAAAAGCCGUUUUCAUGUGUGAACUGUGGAAAAAGUUUUGGUUAUAAACUGGCUUUAACUCGGCACAUGAUGAUUCACACAGGUGAAAAGCCGUUUUCAUGUGUGAACUGUUUAAAAAGUUUUAGUAAUAAACAUUAUUUAACUAAGCACAUGAGGAUUCACACCGGUGAAAAG